AUGGAUAUUGCUAAAAUAGCAAAGAAUCUGGUGAAAUCAGUUGACAAAGGCGAGCCUUUCUGUCGGCUUGGCGCUAAGCGUCUGAGCGAGCUGAAACCUCGGCUGGAUGAAAACAAUGUACGUCUUGUUGGCAUCGGCCUUGAGGAAGUAGGCGUUGAUGAAUUUGUAAAAGGGGAGUACUUUAAAGGAGAAUUAUAUAUUGAUACAAAGAAAGAAGCAUAUAAGGCACUCGGCUUUAGAAGGCUGAAUAUUUUUAGUGUGUUUCCUUCCAUAUUUGGGAAAAAGGCAAGGGAAUUUAAUGAAAGGGUGAAAAAAGAAAAGAUAUCUGGAAAUAUGACUGGUGAUGGAAUGCAGAAUGGUGGAACUUUGAUAGUGGGGCAAGGUGGUAAACUCUUGCUAAGUUUCCGUCAGGAGAAUGCACCUGACCAUGUUGAGAACGAAGAUGUUUUAAAAGCCCUCGGUUUACCGGUUGAUACCGGUUCCGGUGGAGAGACAGGUGAGGGAACCGGAGAUGGAGCCACUGGUGGGGCAGGAGGUAGUGACGAGAAACCGCCAAAUGUUGUGUGUGAGGAGGAUGUGUGUAGAAAAGUUUAAACUUAUGUUAACUUUGUAACAAUUGUGUAGAGAUGUAUGAUAUAAAGAUACACGUAUGUAUGUGUCAGAUGUAUAGUUAUAUACGUGAGAUAUUUGAAGAUAUAUAUGAGAUAUAUUAUGUCUAAUAUAUUAUGAUUUUUGGUAAUAUUGUUUUAAGCGGCCUACAGCUUUUAUGUUUUUGUUGGACAAACAAUUUUGUGCUGUUAAAAAGUAAUUAAGAUAUUUCAGUAAUAUGACCUGGGAAAAGAGUAUCAUACCUGAUAAGCCUUUUUCAAAACAGAGCCCAAAUAGCUAUUUAUAGCAUGCAGUGACAUUUAUUUCUAAAAAUAGAAAGUUGGGAAAAUAAUUAUCCACUUUACGAAUUUACAUAUAGACAGCAGACCGGUAGAUUAGAGGUAUCGAGGGGUUGCCAUAUUGUUUAUGUUUUUUAGUGAUGACAAUUUUCAUUUUAUGCCUUAAUUGUUUUUAUUUUGACAAUUAUAUUACAAGAUUUAUCUUAAAAUAACAUAUUCAACUUUUAGAAAAGCUAUUAAAGGCCGCUUUAAUGCUUUAUGUUAAUAACACAACAUCCUAGAGUUAAUAGUUAAAAUCCAUGUUUUGUUGUUAUGAAAUUAUUUUCUUUUGAGAAAUGGAUGGUCAGUUAUUAUUAAGGGCAUUGAAAUGUUUAGGUGCUUUAUUUAACAGUAAUUUAUUACCAUAUAAAUAUGAUAUAUUGAACUAUCACUGUGUUUAGCCAUUAACCUAAUGUGAUGUUAAAUUUCUCAAUUUAGAUUAUAAUUAUAUUACCACACAAUGACUAAACCCACCUUCCUGCAAGACACACUGAGCCAACAGUUUACCAACAUUUCUGUAAGGUCCUCUAUGAUAUUUGUAUUAAAUUUUCAUAAAAAAUCUAAAACUGUAAUAUCUGAACUUGUUCUAUCUGAACUUGUUCUAUUUAGAAGAAAUUGUUUCAUCAAGUGCACAAAUUAAGUGAUUCAAUCAAGCCAUUGGCAUUACUGUCAUAUUAAAUAUACAUGUAGGUCAUGGGUUGUAUACAGAGUUUUAAGAAAUUAAUUUUCGAGCAAAUGAAGUGAUGUGAGAAAAUAAGUUUCUUCAAAAUUCUGUAAUUAUAUAACUUAUAACCGACUAACAGUUAGCUCCGCCCAUUCAAAUCCAGUGCAUUAUAUUAAUAGGCGGUGUCCAUUAAAUCGGCUCAUUUAACACUGAUAAAUUGCAGGUCGUAUAAGAAUAGAUAAAAUAGUAUGUUUUUUGUUGGGCUUUCAGUUAUUAAGUUGGAGAUGAAUAUAUUUGUAAUAUUUGAAGAAGACUGAGAUUUGGUAUUAUUAAUAUUUUAUUGGUGCUAAAAUAUGAUUGAAGAGGUGGUUUGAACAAAAUACACAGAAAUAACAUGGAAAAAAAAAGAGAAACCAUUCAGCCAUCUUGUGUACAUUAAUGUAUUCUGAAAUUUCUGAUGUGUUCCAUUAAUGUGCAACACGUUAGGACAAUUUUUAUUGCAGUUGUUGAAGUCAUUGGGUUAAAUUUCUUAAUAAUCGGUUAAAUGGAAAAUCUUCAGUAUCUAUGUCAGCAUCGUGUAAAUAUUCAAAUCACUUUAUUAUCAGGCACCUAGAAAAUAACGACAGUGUACAUUAAAAAUGUUUAAUUAUGUGUGAUAUUAACACGUACUUUACUGCGUUUAUUACACAUGAAUUAUUCUUCUUCUUAUAAUUUGAAAUUCCAGAUGUCCCUCGGUAAUUUUGUAAAAGCAAAAGAUUUUAUAAUCUCAACUUAUGAGGAUGCUCUGGAGGACUAAGGUAUCUGUAAAGUUAGAACAUUGUCAUUCUGAUACAAGUUUAAAGUCUUGACGUUUUUUCGUAUUAUGGGAGGCAUUAUUUUCUUGAAAUAAAUGAACAGAUUAUUUCUAGAACUGCAUGGUUAUCUGUUCAAAGAAAGGCGAUAAUGCCAGGCGUAUUCCAAAAACAUAGAAACAACCUUUACUAUUCCAAAUAUCUUAAAUUCACUUGUUGGUCUUUUUAUCUGGACAAAACCUUUCAUAACUUUUUUUUUUAGCGCACAUUUUGAAAAUAAUUACUGACUGAAAUAGUGGACAGUGCAGACCUUGAUCAGACGGCACAGAUAUGUCAGCUAAUGUUGGUCUGUACUGGUAGCAUGGUGGAUAUUCUGUUGCUGACAAAAAAUGAUGUUAAGCUGAUUGUUUGUUGGGAAAGGUUAGUGUGUGCAACUAAAGUGCUCCUAAUGAAAUCAUUAUAAACUUUGUGAGAGAAUUGCGUAUGUAGGGAAAUUUGAUAAGAAUGACAAUUUGAAAGUCAAUGUUUCUAUUUUGUACUGUGGGGGAUGGGGGAAUUAUAACUAUACGAAAGUCUGGAAAGAUUUUAUUUUGGAUUUUAAUGAUCAGUUUGAAAAGGUUUAAUAAAGUGUUAUCAUAUAUUUUCAGAAAUAUUUUUUUUCUUUAAGUUUCCAUCAAAGGGUUAAUUCAGAAAAUGAUGAAUGAAUGAUUUUUAUGAAGAUAAAGAUAUAAUAUAAUAAUGUCCUUAAGGUAUUUUAAUCUUCAGACAAUUGCUUUAUAGUUGUAUGGAAAUAAUGAUUGAAAUUUUUUUUAACCUAUAUUUUCCCUAGUCUGUAUAAAUUUCAAAGAAACACAGUCUGUCAGUGGAUGUUUUGUGGUACUUGUUUGAUUCGCAAGUUAAGUAGGUCAAUAACACAAGUAAAUAUUGUUAGGAAAACAUCCAUGUUUCCUGUCCAGUGUUAGGAAAACUGACUAAUGUAAGGAAAACUUGCAUUAAUGAGCCGCGUACACAACAAAAUCAACAUAAUGGGUUUGUGACCAGCAUGGAUCCAGACCAGUCUGCGCAGUCUGAUCAGGAUCCAUGCUGUUCGCUAUCAGUUUUGCUACUUGUAAUAGGGUUGGUAAGCGAACAGCAUGGAUCCUGAUCAGACUGUGCGGAUGCGCAGGCUGGUCUGGAUCCAUGCUGGUCGCAAAGCCAUUAUGUUGGUUUUGUCGUGACGCGGCACAGUUGUGGUUUCUGACCAAACUGAUUCUUGAUACCCAAUAAACUGACAAUAAAAAGUUGUGAAUUCAAAGCAAGGCAAACUAAUUACAUAAGACCAGUAGGAAAAUGGUUAAUACACAUAUUAUAUAUGAAUACUUUUUGUUAUGAUAUUGAGAAAAUUAAGAAGUCAAUUAUCAAAAAUGCUUAAAUGAUAAUUAAUUAUAUUAUUAUGUAUUAAUCAAUUUGUAAGCUGUUAACAUUGGUAAUCUCUAUAUCAAAAUUGCUAAAUAGCUUUUUAUUCUUGAAUAGAAAUUGAUAAUUUUCAUUGUUGAUAUGAUGUAGUAAACAUUUAAUGAGUGAAUUUGUUGAAAGAUUUAUUCAAGACAACCAGCUGCAGGAUGAUUGUCAGCCCUCAUUCUGAUUUAAAGACACAUUAUGCCUCAGAAAUCCAUAUAUUUUCAAGUUCUUUAGAAAUGUCAAACAUGUGUUUAAUAAAGUUUUAAAAAUGAAUUUAGAGCAUAUUAGAUGUUAAACAACUGAAGAAGUUGCGUUAAGUGAGCAGUAAUAUGUGGUAAAGCUAGCAAAAUGUCAACCUGGUGUAGUAUUUUGACUUCUGUACAAAAUACUCAAUUCUUUAUAAUUAUACCAAUUGCUAACAGAACAAAAGAAGUAAAACAUAGUUCAUCUGUGUGGCAAAUGAGUUUUUUGGGUUGUUUUUUUCUGUGUGUGAUAUUUUCAAACUGUUACAAGAUACCAAAAAUAAAAAGUUUUUGAGAAUUUAAAAUUUAGCAUUCUGGGAUUAAUAAGUAACAUGCCCUUGUCACUGGUAUAGAGCUAGGUUAGCCUAUACAUCCGUGCAGUCCAACCAGGCUCUAUACUGUUGAUAGCUCAAUAUGUUGUACCUUGAUAUUGAAAUCCUUUAAACUCUAAAUGGAAUAAUCCAAACUCAAAGUUACAGAAAUUUAGGAGGUAAAAUGAUUUCAGUAUCUCAUUUAAAGAUGAUUGUAUGACAUGAAGGACCAAUUUUAUUAUGAUAUUUCCUUGUAUAUUUGCAAUGCUUUUUGUACUUAAUAUUUAAUACUGAAGUAGAAAAUUGAAUUUUUUAUACAUAUAUAUGUUUAUGAUAAACACUUCAUGUGUACUCAUAAGUUAACAAUUUUUUCACCGAUUUAUGAACUUUGUCUUAGUAAAUGUGCAUUAUGAAAUCAGGUUUUGUAACCAUUUAUGGUAAAACCUGAUUGAUCUACCAUUUAUUUUGGUUGCCAUUGGAGACAAGUUCAUUUUUCAGUUUUAAAUUGUUCAUCUUAAGUGUUCAAAACAGGUUUUAUUACUUAUUGAAAAUAAAAUUUAAAAUCAUUGU
Molecule: messenger RNA, 4944 nt
Organism: Ruditapes philippinarum (Manila clam)
Lineage: Eukaryota; Metazoa; Mollusca; Bivalvia; Venerida; Veneridae
Product: prostamide/prostaglandin F synthase-like
Exons: 6
Coding region: 1-594 (197 amino acids)
Source: RefSeq, a predicted model, not a curated record